Histoplasma capsulatum G186AR is the source of this 390-nucleotide messenger RNA. RefSeq lists its product as uncharacterized. The record is from RefSeq and is a predicted model, not a curated record. NCBI's taxonomy places the organism in Eukaryota, Fungi, Ascomycota, Eurotiomycetes, Onygenales, Ajellomycetaceae. The coding region runs from base 1 to 390 and encodes 129 amino acids. The transcript has a single exon.
AUGGAACAGCAAAAAGAAGGCGGAUGCUGCAAACCUUCCUGGUACUUCACAGACCCUGACCAACGGGAAUUCAGCGCCGUUCUCAAAAAUCUCAAACUCGACUCCACACUCCAGGGCUGCGUCGCACUAGGUAAGGACGGGGUUCUACGCUCGCUGACUGCCGAUCGCGAUGUCGUAGAUGCGGUUGGGUUAACCCCCAACCUAAUCGCUGCAUGCCUGCGUCGAAUGCCUUCCGAGAUGGCGAGGAAAGCUGAAUAUGACGGCAUCGAUGGAAGCAAGGUUUCAAGGGAGUUGUGGUUCAAUCCGGAUAAGGCCAUUUUACCGCCCCCGUUAAGCCAGGAGAAGAGGGAUGAGUUUGAGAGACGCCACUCUGAACCCGAGAAACCUUGA